AUGGAUUUAUUGGAGUACGAGAUCAUCGUGACGGAUUUUGAGACAGUGCGCAAUGAAUACGUCAAGACGAAAGCAGCCAUUGCUGAUAGUAGGGAGCAAGUCUCCCUCCCUAUUCUGUCCACCGAGUACCAUCGAUGUGUGCUAGACGAAGCACACCGGAUCAGAAACGGGUCAGCAAUAACUAUAACUGCGGCAGCAAUAAACAAAAUCCGAUCAACAUAUCGAAUUGCAAUGACGGGCACACCAUUCAAUAACGAGUACACCGACGUGCAUGGCCUUAUCGAGUUUCUUCGCAUUCCACCAUGGAACAACCAGCAACUGUUCAUUUCAUCAUUCAUGAAGAAGCCUAACGGUCAGAGGGACGUUAAACUGCUGGACGGACCAAGAAACGCUAUCCUAUCAUUGACUCUCCUAUCAAUGAUGGUUCGCUAUGUACAUGGCGACCAAUAUUGUCCCCCAGACGGCCCACCCGAAUCGAUCUUCCCUGAGAUCGAAUGUGUCCCCAUUGUUUCUGAGCUCACUCCGACUGCAGGAGAGAGAGCCGACCAAGAGGCAACGAGGUUCCAGUGGGAUGAAGACUACAAGGAAGAGAACAAAGACAGGGGCUCUGAUAUCACACCGAGUGAGCUCUUUCGGGAGCUGAUAAAGGCACGUCUAGCUGCCAUACAUCCGGAACUACCAAGCGCACGCUAUGGAGAGUUCGGCAUAGACGACGCCAUCGAUGAUCAGCACUGGCUCCUUGUGGAACUCGCAUGCAAGACACCAUCAGAACCUCCCCUGAGACACAACUCGAGCAGAGAGGCAUUCCGCGCGAUGAUGGCCGCCUCACCUGGUCGGUGGCGGUCAACAAAAACAACGAGAGCCGUACAGUCGAUCAAGGAGCACCUAGGCAAGCGUACCGGCAAGAUUCUGUAG
Molecule: messenger RNA, 915 nt
Organism: Coniosporium apollinis CBS 100218
Lineage: Eukaryota; Fungi; Ascomycota; Dothideomycetes
Exons: 1
Coding region: 1-915 (304 amino acids)
Molecular function (GO): ATP-dependent chromatin remodeler activity; ATP binding
Source: RefSeq, a predicted model, not a curated record